AUGAUUCCUAAUUUUCCUUCUCAUUCCAAAUUUCACCAUGUUACAAACCCCUUGUCAUUCUACACAUCUUGCAGGUGUGCAAGUGUUAAAUAAUCCGGCAAAGUAUGGAUAAUGUCCCACUAAGUGUUCCCCCAGCUUUGAACCUCUUGUCAUUCUUUACUUAGUUCCACACUUCUGUGUGGAAGUGUGGAAGUGUGGAAUAGUCUGACAAAGUCAGGAUAAUGUCACACUUUUCCCCCAGUCCCGAACCCCUUGUCAUUCUCUGAUCCNUAAUCCGGCAAAGUAUGGAUAAUGUCCCACUAAGUGUUCCCCCAGCUUUGAACCUCUUGUCAUUCUUUACUUAGUUCCACACUUCUGUGUGGAAGUGUGGAAGUGUGGAAUAGUCUGACAAAGUCAGGAUAAUGUCACACUUUUCCCCCAGUCCCGAACCCCUUGUCAUUCUCUGAUCCAGAGGAAGUGGUGUAUUUCCCUUUAACGUUUUCAAUAAAAGGGUCAUUCUGGGCGACCAGAUAUCAGGAUGCCCUGAAAAAGGCUGUGGACCUAAAAGCUAAUGGGGUUUAUGUCCCUUUUAGAGCCUCCUUUCAACUGAGCAAGACUUUGACAGUGCAGUUUGGCUGGUCACUGGGUACUGUGGAAAUGAGAAAAUUACCAAGCUUCCAAAAGCAAUAAAAAGGGAUGAAAUCAUAUCUUGUUAGCUCUGUUGUACAAGAAGCAAGUGGAUUUCAAAGAUCACUGAAUUUAGGCUAUUUGGCUAUUACUAAGAAAGACAGGUGGGACAGAAAUGACAACAACAAUCAGUGUAACAGUGACUUGUCAUUUCUGCUUGAAGGUUGAGCUGGAAAGUUAUAGAAAUUGUACACAUGAAGAUGCUACAAAUUCAACUCCUUGUAGCUUGAUUGUGUUACAUAUUUGGUGGGUAGAUUUGAAAUUUCCAUGCUCUUCCCCACCACCCUUUUCAUUGCUUUACUUCUCCAAGCAGCUUCCACUAAAACUAUUUUUUUAAAAACAAAUGACAAAAACGUACCUUGAAACAUUUUAGAGGGCAUUUCACUUUAUGACAAGCAAAAUUCCUUAACUAGCAGUGAAGCCUGUACUUGGCCAACAUCCAUGGGAACGUAACUAGUGUCUACAUAAAUGGAGGUUGCCUCUAUCACAAGUCUUUAGGAAGAGUGAUGCACACUUCUGUCAUACUUCUUAUUCUCAAGUCGUAUUAAACAAACCGUGAUUACUUUAUUCAGGUUUCACUCUAUUAUUAUACCAAAAAUAUCUUUAUACUUAAGAAUGUGCUUUCAUUAGUUAACACUUCUCGAUUAUUCCAUUAUCCUUAAUCUGGGUUACUUUACAUAUAUAUUGCAUAGUAACAAACUUGAAAGGACAUCAGAAAAGAAACCAAAAUGUGCCCAAAUUGUUGUGAAGCCUUCACAACUAUACACGAUAUGACAUCUCAUAUCAUUCCAACAAUUGAAAAAUGUCCAGACCAAAUGUGCCUUCUCAGAGUUUUAGAAUCGUCUAAAUCAUCGUUUUAGAAUCAGUAAAUGAACCUUUUUUUUUUCAUUUCCGAAAAACAGCCUGCCUUGAAGAGGGCUCAGAUGUUACCUCUUCAGACAGUGACCUGCAGCAUUUUAGCGAUUAUGCGCACAGUGCUAGUAGUGAAGCACAGGAGCAAUAUUCUAGUGAGGAUGAUAAU
Messenger RNA from Porites evermanni, 1687 nucleotides. Lineage: Eukaryota; Metazoa; Cnidaria; Anthozoa; Scleractinia; Poritidae. The record is from the annotation of a GenBank genome assembly.